This is a messenger RNA of Corythoichthys intestinalis (scribbled pipefish), 3651 nucleotides long. RefSeq names its product OTU domain-containing protein 1. Gene Ontology annotation, molecular function: cysteine-type deubiquitinase activity. The record is from RefSeq and is a predicted model, not a curated record. Gene Ontology annotation, biological process: protein K63-linked deubiquitination. Lineage: Eukaryota; Metazoa; Chordata; Actinopteri; Syngnathiformes; Syngnathidae. Bases 328 to 1482 code for a protein of 384 amino acids. The transcript has 2 exons.
GAGACUUUUGGGGGGCUCUAUUUAACAGACAAAUAACCUCCAUAAAGCCAAACUGAGCAGGCCGUGACUCUAUUGGGAAAAGUGUGGAGCAGCCAACAGGAUGAGACUUGGGAGGAACCCCCAGUGCGAGUGACGCGAGUGGGGCCGAAGUAUUCAGUGUACCCCCUCCCCGUCGGCUAUCGGGAACAGAGGAGCGGCCGCCGAAAAAACUUCCCCUGCAACUUUGGCCGCGUCGAUGUCGCUGACAAGCGUCUGUAUUUUUAGCAGUGGCCGUCAUCGCGCUGUGACUGGCUGGCCGUGGGCUCGCUAUAAAGGACCCGCUUCGACAUGCAGCUUUACAACAGCGCCUUAACGCACUACCCACGGUCUUCCAGCAAAGUCACCGUCACUCUAUCCGGCGGAACCGUCAGCCCGACUGAGGAGGACGCGCCUGGACCGAGCCAGCCACACGCCAGCGAUCCAGCAGCCACUUCCGCAAACAUGCCUGCCUUUUCUUGCUACGAAGCCACCGCCUCCUCUUCCAGGCACAGGCCCGUUUACUUCACCUCCACUGCCGAGUUGCGCAUACGCAGAGCGGACGGAGUGGAGAGGACUGUUCCAAUCCAAAUCACCAGGGUGCGUAAGCCUCCAUCCCCUGGAGAUGAAUUGCGGGACUUGAUCAAUGAGCUCAAAGACGGUACAGAUGGACUUUACCUGGAUGACCCCCCUGACAGGGUUCUUUUUGAGGAGGACGCCAGAAUAAACAGGCAGGUACCUGAAGAGGUUCCCUGUGGAGCUCCUGUGGAGUCUGAAUCUCACUUGAAUGAUGAGUCGGCUACAUCAGACUUUGAGCUCAGCGUCCUGCAUGAGCAGAGAAGGGACGACAAAGUGAUCCAAGAUGACAAGGUGGUCCGGGACGACAAGGUUGCCCGCUACCUGGCCGAAGUGGAGACACAGAACAAGUACCUCCAACAGAAGCGCAAAUUUCGCUAUCACAUCAUUCCAGAUGGGAACUGCCUGUACCGGGCUGUGUGCAAAGCCACGUAUGGCGAUCAGGGAGGUCACGGGGAACUACGGGAACGAACGGUCCACCACAUCGCCGACCACCUGGACCAGUUCAACCCUGUCAUCGAGGGCGACGUGGGCGAGUUCCUCAUCAAUGCGGCGCAGGACGGCGCCUGGGCCGGGUACCCCGAGCUUCUCGCCAUGAGCCAGAUGCUCAAUGUCAACAUCCACCUGACAACUGGGGGCAGCGCUGAGAGCCCCACUGUGUCCACCAUGGUGCACUUCCUGGGCGAGGAGGACACGUCCAAGCCGGCCGUCUGGCUGAGUUGGCUGAGCAACGGACACUAUGACGUCCUUAUGGACACCCACGUGGACAACCCAGAAUACGAGGACUGGUGCAGAAACUCCCAAAUGCAGAGGAGACGGGAUGAGGAACUGGCCAAGUCCAUGGCAGCGUCCUUGUCCAAAAUGUACAUUGAGAACAUUGGGGCCGUGUAAAGGCGUAACGACUUGCUUUGAUUUGUGCCUUAAGUGAUUUAUAUUUUUAUAAGAUGUGAUAUAACUAAGUGCUGUGCACAUACUUGACUGUUUUUAUUUGGCAACGUUGCUACAUUACUACUAGUAUGUGGCUGUGUUCAAUAAUUGAUCUAGUAGUAUGUCAGGAGUUUGCUAUUUUAUUUUUUUAUGACUAUUUGAAUGUUUUGCGACAAGUGCCCUCUAUGUAUCCGACAAUACAUUUUGAAAAGCGGUGAGCAACCAAUGAAAAUGAUGACGCACAAAAUAAAUCCAUGAAUUUUGACAUGAAAAUAUCUUAACCAUAAGUACAGCAACAUAGAUUUGACAAAGUGCUUUACUUCCGUAAUUUUCUGACUAUAAACCGCUACAUUUUUCCUUCAUUUAUAAUCCUGUGGCUUGUAUUCCAGUGCGGUUUAUUUGUUGAUUUAUUUGGGUUAAUAGGUAAAACUUUAUUUGACAACUGCGUUGUAAGACCGUCAUAAUUAUGACUUGACACUAUCAUGGGAAUAACUGAAUGCUUAUUACAGAUGUCGUAAGUGUCAUCCGGCAAAUUAUGUCACUAACUGCAUUUAUGUCCAUUUCGGAUUUUUUACAUCCAUUCAAAAGUGAGAUAAUUUGACGGAUAACACUAAAUGACAUCUGGUAUAAGCAUUCAUGAAUGCUCAUGACAGAGUCAUAUCAUAUUAUUACUAAUUAAUGACAGUCUUAUGGCGCUAGUGUCAAAUAAAGUGUUACCAGAUACCAUAACUAGCAUUCAACGACACAACUGGAACAUUAACUGAAGAAAUUAUUCGCACAGAACAUGAAUUUUCAUUGUUAUUUACAUCUGUAGCGCUGCAAUGCAUGCUAGGAGGCAUGUUGGACGACAGCAGUGUUGACAGUAGGUGGCCAAAAUGAAGCUUCUUGAAGCUUUGCAGCCAAUAAGUUCAAAGCUUCAUGGUGGCUCAUUUGGUCUUAUGACAGUCGUAUGAUGCCUUUAAAAAAAAUAAAGUGUUACCAGUUAAUAUCUUGAUGUAAACAUCCCAUAAUACAGUGAGGACAGCUGCGGCUUGUAGUCCAGUGCGGCUUAUCUAUGAACAAAUGACGUUUUUGUGUCAAAUUUGGUGGGUGGCGGUUUAUAGUCCGAUAAUUACAGUAUUAAUUUAGUGCUGUCAAUGUUAAAGGAUUACCUCGGAUAGCACUGUGUGUGUGUGUGUGUGUGUGUAUAUAUACAUAUAUAUAAUAUUCAUAUUUUCCCCCUCAUGAGUUAAUACUUUUUAACGCAAAAGAUUUGCUGAGUAAAAUGACAUUAGUUGAGCAAAAUGGUUUCUUUUAGAUUAAAACAUUUUAAAGAUAAACAUUUAUUCUAUAAACACUACUUUUUAAAUAUUUUUGUAUAUACUGCAUUUGUUUGUCAGUGUUUUAUACAAUUUACAGCAACUGAUAACUAUCUUGCAUGACUUUUUUUUUUUUUCCUCAAAUGAGAUAUUGUAUGCACUUUGACAAACUACAGUACAAAUCCAACAACUUGGAUAAUACAGUACUUAAUUCUUGAACGGAUAGAAAAAACAGCUUUUUCCUGUGGUCUUAAUACUCUUUGAUGUGUAAAAAAUGCUCUUGUAUUUAUUUGCUGCACUGAUUUUUAAUGUGGUCUUGUAAUGCUGUAAACUACUUUCGAUUAUAUUAUAGCAAGUGUUUUUUUUAUUUAAAACCCAUUUAAGUUUAAAAUGUUUUCAACUGAUGAUGUAUUUUACUAAGAUUAACUGGAGCUGACAAGUUCAGAAAAGUCUUUUCUAACGGGAGAGCACCUUUUCUCCCCGUAAUUGUUGCACAAAUAAAAGUGUCCUUAUAAGUGACUCAUCCACGUUUGACUGCCUGUGCAUCUCUGCGGAAUGCUUGGAAGUGUUUUUUGGGUCAGGCUGCCUGUCACUAUUGAGGGCUUUGUGAAUAGUUACAACAAGGUUUUGUGCGUGUGUGUAUUUUUAAACUCAAUGAACAAACACCGCCAACUGGGGGAAUCUGCUAGCUCAUGAUUCCAAAAAGUUCUCCAAGUCUUCUGGCCUAGUUUUGAAUAAUGCCACAAUUCUGCAUUUGUGACAUGUUCUCAGUGUUGCCAAUUUAGCAACUUUGUCGCUAUGCUUGGAAACUUUUCUGACCCUCUAGCGAGUCGUU